AUGCGGCUGAAAACAUCACCUCUUGCUCUCAGCCUGUGCCCUAUUGACUGCCUCUUCUUGGAAAUGCCGAGCAAUGAACCCCUGCGAUGCCGCUGUGCCAUCUACCGGCCCUGGUGCUCCCCCUACAGCUACUUUGUGCGUGUGGACAAAAACGCCCCGCCGGAUUCACACAGCUUCCCUGGCGUUCUCAUGGCCCGCAGCAGAGACGGCCCAGCAGACGCCGGCCGAGCUGAAGAGACUGCCAAGAGCGCCCCUUCCUCCUCUGGCUCCCUAGAAAAAGCUCGCCCCCGGGACGGCAGCAGCAGGAAGGGCAGACCCCCUCCCAGGGCCGAGGACGGCAUCACGUCCCAUGACAUCCUCCUGGCUUCUCGGUGGCAGCCCCUGCAGCGGGACGGCUACAAAUGUGUGGCCUGCUGCCGCAUGUUUCCAACUCUGCGCUCGCUCAAGACCCACAUCAAGUGUGGGUUGAAGGAAGGGUUCAGCUGCAAGGUCUACUACCAGAAGCUCAAAGCUUUCUGGGAAAAGGAACACGCGUGUCAGUUCAGCAAGUGCCCGGGAGGUGGCGGCAGCCACAGCGCCAGAAAGCUCAAAUAG
Molecule: messenger RNA, 594 nt
Organism: Euleptes europaea (tarantolino)
Lineage: Eukaryota; Metazoa; Chordata; Lepidosauria; Squamata; Sphaerodactylidae
Gene: SPATA46
Product: spermatogenesis associated 46
Exons: 2
Coding region: 1-594 (197 amino acids)
Biological process (GO): fertilization
Cellular component (GO): nuclear membrane
Source: RefSeq, a predicted model, not a curated record